GUAUGCAAAAUUUUACAUAAAAUACUUAAGAGUGCAUCUAGAGGGUUAGGGAGAAAUUUAUCCUUGCAACUUUUAUAGCGGCAAGGUGAACGAUAAGCAGUAAUCACAUACAAACGCGCAGAACCACGGCCACGUGAGCUCGGCAAGAACCGGAUUCCAAUCAUGGAGGAGGGCGCCGGAGGGUUCCGAGCCGGCAACAAGGACAAAGGCGGCGAAGUCGACUACAAGACGAAGGCCGGGACGGCGUGGUCGCACUCGUUCCUCAACCAGAAGCCCUGGCACCCGCUCUCCUACCCAAACCAGCGCCGCAAAUGGAUCGCCGAGCAAACCCACUCGCAAAAUCAGCGCCGCGCCGAGGAGGUCGCGCGCGAGUAUGCUCAACAACAGGAUUUUCUUCGGCAGACUGCACUUCUUUCAAAUAAAGAAAAAGAAAAGUUGGAAAUGAUGCAAGCUGUAAGCUUUUUAUAUGUAAAGCCUCCUGGUUACAAUGCGGAAAGUGCUAAAGCUGCUGAGAUUGCUGAUGAGAAAAGAAAGCUGGAGCAAUCUCUCGAAGAGGGCUCAUCUUCGAUGAAGACGGAAAAUGGACCUUCUGCAGGGGAGAAAAAGAAACAAGCGCCAAAAGAUGUUUUUGGUCGUGCUUUACCUACUGAAGAACAAUUUGAGGUCCUCAAAAAUGCUCCAAAGUUAGAUACUGGUGUUGCUGGCCGGGCAAAACCAUUUGGAGUUGAGAUUCGCAAUGUGAAAUGUCUUAGAUGUGGGAACUACGGCCAUCAAAGUGGUGAUCGUGAAUGUCCAUUAAAGGAUGCAAUAAUGCCUAAUGAGGAAAGUCGAUUAAAACGGGAUGACCCUUUAACAGCCAUUCUGGCUCAGACUGAUGCUAGUGAGCCUUUAAAGUGGGAGCUGAAACAGCAGCCGGGAAUGAGCCCUCCUCGUGGAGGUUUCAAUCCCGACGACCCCAAUCAGCAGAUAGUUGCUGAUGACAUAUUUGAUGAGUAUGGAGGAUUCCUAAGUGAAGCUAACAUACCAGAGUUGCUAACAAACUUUUCUUCAAGCAAGAAGAAGAAGAAGAAGAAGAAGAAGAAGAAAAAGAAGUCGAACAAGAGACGUUCUCCUUCACCCGAUGAAGAAAUAAGAGACGAUGAAGGGAGCGAAUCGUCAUCUGGUGACGAGAGGAGGGGAAGAGUAAAGAAAAGACAUAAGAGGAAGAAGCGAGAGCAGUCUGGGUCGAGUCCAUCCGAAAGCUCAGAUAGCAACAGGCAUUGGAGAAGGAGCAACAGACGCAAGCAUCGACAUUCGAGCUCCUCUGAGGCGUCUGAUUCUGAUCGAGGACGUAGACGCCAUCGGCACAGUCAUAAUCCUCAUCAGCACAGUCAUCAACAUCAACGUCGACGACAUCAUUCCGUUUCUUCAUCAGAUUAAUGGAACCUCAUCAAAACAAAUAGAAUAUAUACAAGCGUCUCGCUACUAUUGCUGUAUUUUAGAGGAGAGAGAGAGAGACCAAUGGUGAUUUUGAGCUUGUCGAACGCCUCUUAAUCCAACCACUUGAUUUUUUUUCAA
Messenger RNA from Salvia miltiorrhiza (redroot sage), 1557 nucleotides. RefSeq lists its product as uncharacterized. Gene Ontology annotation, biological process: negative regulation of DNA-templated transcription. Gene Ontology annotation, cellular component: nucleus. Lineage: Eukaryota; Viridiplantae; Streptophyta; Magnoliopsida; Lamiales; Lamiaceae. Gene Ontology annotation, molecular function: transcription corepressor activity. The transcript is spliced from 7 exons. The coding region runs from base 163 to 1419 and encodes 418 amino acids. The record is from RefSeq and is a predicted model, not a curated record.